Molecule: messenger RNA, 727 nt
Organism: Sorghum bicolor (sorghum)
Lineage: Eukaryota; Viridiplantae; Streptophyta; Magnoliopsida; Poales; Poaceae
Exons: 2
Coding region: 233-535 (100 amino acids)
Source: RefSeq, a predicted model, not a curated record
GCGCCUCUCUCCGUCCUCGGCGAGGGCCUUCGUCUCCUUACUCCCAGUCGACGACCGGCUAGGAUUUCGGCCGGCGGCCGCCACGUCUAGCACAGGCUCCUCGUCUACUGCUCCCAGUCCGCUUGAGGCGUGCGACGCAGCCGGGCGAAGGCGCCAGCGCCGAAGUCGGGGAAGAUGAGGCGCCGCAGAUCGUCGGGGGAACAGAUGAGGUGGGGGACGUCACCGUUGGCCCAUGGCCAGGUGCGCUCCCGAGCGCAGGCAUGGCGGGAUGAACGCUGCAUCUGGAGGUACAAGAUAUACGAGGCUGGAUACUCCGGUGUGCGGUUGGACCAUAUCUCAACGAGCGUAUAUCUCCAGUGUGCGGAUCGCGGUUGGGCGGCCCAUGGACGUGCGGCAAAUUUUGCACUCACCUCUCCGUUUUGGCGGCGUCCUCGGCCUCCUCGCCGAGCUCGAACCAAACGUGCCGCGGGCCGCGGCACACACCCAGUGCAAGAUAGAUAUUGAAGGUGCCAUUGUAAGACCGUUUUGUAGCUGAUCCACAAUUUGGAAGCUGGAUGCGUGAGGGAAUUCAAACCUGUUUGAUGAUGAUGUUUCCCACCAACAUUGACUUUUCAGUAUCAGUGAAUUGAUUAGCCUUAAUUCCAUUUUGCACUCUUUGUUGUUGUUUCUUUCCUCUUGCUUGGAAUAUAUUGGGUUAAUAAUUUUACAUAUCUUUUUUUUUGUUUGA